AUGCAAAAGGACACGGAAAAUGAUGGUAUAUUGGCCUCGAGAUCAUAUAGGUUGAUACCUAUCAGAAGUUUUUAUGCAGCUCGACCAUCUCGGUAACUUUAUCAGUUUUUGUUUUGUUCUGUUUUUAGGUUAAUAAAGAUUUUUCAUUGUUUCGUUUUUGUUUGAAUUGGUGCUUUUAGUAAACAGUUAUAAUUUUCAUUAUUUUAGAUUGCUUCAGCCGGUAAACAGAAUUACUGGAAGACGAUUUUUUGUCACUGUUCUUCUUAGACAUGCUCUGAAGUUGAGGUAUUGGGUUGCCACUGGACUUAUAGGUGGUGGCAUCACUGCAGGUAAUGUAAGUGAUUAUCUUCUUUCUUAUUAUGUUAGUUUAGUGGUAUGAAGAAUGGAAGAAGAGUUUGCCGGAUUUCUCUUUGCCAGAAUGGGCUAAAUUCGAAGAAGGAACAUUCAGAAGUUUCUCUGACGAUCUACGACAACUAGGAGAGCGAUUCGAAAACAUCGACUUCAAGGGAAAACUUCCUAGUUUACCUCAUUUUGAAAUGAAGCAAAAAUCAGGUCAGCUUUUUGUGGAUAUUUGGCCUUCUAGUAAAAUGGGCCGUUUAUUGUUCUUUUCUUCAGUUGGCGACACACAAACUUCUGGUACAGAGAAUUCUGGAGAUGGUGGUUCAUCAGGAGGAGCUGGUAAGAAUGACUUUUUUUUGUCAAUCUAAUUUUAAAACGUUGGACGAACACUCUAAUUUUGGUUAUUUAUUGAGGAAGAUGGGUUAAAUAUUUUUUCCAUAGAAUAAAAUGUGGUUAUUUCAGAAUCAAGCACGUUCUUCUCAAUGUUCUCACGGAAAAGCGAAGACAAGGAAAAGCAUCAUGUAAGUGUUUCUUGGUAUUUUUGUUGAUUUUUAGGUUAUAAAACCGUUCUUGGUGUUGAAAAUGUUAUUUUUAGGAUCAGACUCCGGAAGAAAGGAUUCAAGCUUUACAAGAAGAAAUUCUGAAGACUCAAAUGCAAUAUCAACGUGAGCUGGAGAGUUUAGAAAAGGAGAAUAAGACACUGAAGCAAAGAUUGCUGUUGAAAGACAAAGGCGAGCUGAAACGGCUGAAGAAGCUUAAGGUAAGUGGAAGCUCGAGCUUCUCAAGAUUUAUGGUUCUAUUUUUUACUAUUAGUUUUGUUAAUUAGUAAAUGUUAAUUGAACACUUUAGUAAGGUAUGUAUAUUUAAUUUUUAUUUUCUUAUUUAUUUUCAGCGGUCUUUGAUCGACAUGUACUCUGAAAUGCUGGACAUCUUGAACGAGUACGACCGGUCAUAUUCAACUACAGACAAUUUGCCUCGUGUGGUUGUAGUAGGGGAUCAGUCUGCUGGAAAAACGUCUGUGUUGGAAAUGAUAGCUCAAGCAAGGAUCUUUCCUCGAGGUUCAGGUGAAAUGAUGACGAGAGCUCCGGUUAAGGUUACUUUAAGUGAAGGGCCUUAUCAUGUGGCACAGUUCAGAGACAGUAAUCGAGAAUUUGACCUGACUAAAGAAGAUGAUCUGGAGAAGCUCAGAAACGAGAUAGAAUUGCGAAUGAGGAAUUCUGUAAAAGGAGGCAAGACAGUGUCGAACGAUGUCAUAUCUCUGACUGUGAAGGGGCCAAACUUACCAAGGAUUGUGUUGGUGGACUUGCCUGGUGUUAUCUCUACAGUUACAGCUGACAUGGCUAGAGAAACCAAGGACGACAUUAUUCAUAUGUGUAGACAACACAUGGAGAAUCCCAAUUCUAUUAUAUUGUGCAUUCAGGGUAAGUUUUUAUUUUUUUUUGUGUAUUUACUGUAAUUUGAAUUUAAACAAAAAACUGUAUUUUAGACGGUUCUGUUGAUGCCGAAAGAAGUAAUGUCACAGACAUUGUAAGCCGGAUUGAUCCAGCUGGUCAAAGAACUAUUCUAGUAUUAACAAAAGUUGAUCUGGCAGAAAAGAAUCUGAACAACCCAGACAGGAUAAGGAAGAUACUUGAAGGAAAACUGUUUCCAAUGAAGGCUAUAGGUUAUUUUGGCGUUGUGACAGGAAUGGACAGAAAAGAUGCCACGAUAGAGGAAAUACGGAGAUACGAGGAGCAGUUCUUUGAAGGAUCAAGCUUAUUCAAGUAAGGUUUUAGGGAUAACAGGACAUAUUACAGUUUGAAAAGGUCUAUAUAGGUACUUUUAUGAUGCGCUUUACAUAUAAUAAGCUACUUUACUGUAAUUUUCAUUAGUGCAUCAAGAUGAUAUAUGUAAUUUUAUGAGUUUCAUUUUUUUCAGGGAAGGAGUAUUGAAGCCGUCUCAGAUGACCACACGUAACAUGUCAUUGGCUGUCUCGGAUUGCUUCUGGAGAAUGGUCAGAGACACAAUUGAUGCUCAAUGUGAUGCCUUUAGAGCAGCACGAUUCAAUUUGGAAACGGAAUGGAAGAACACGUUUCCAAGGAUAAGAGAACUUGAUCGAGACGAACUGUUCGACAAGGCCAGAGGGGAGAUUCUCGAUCAAAUCGUGAACUUGUCACUUGUUUCUGCUGAUGAAUGGGAAAGUCUGAUCAAGAAGAAGUUGUUGGAAUCGAUUUCUAAACAAAUUUUUGACCAGAUCUUAUUACCAACAUCAGGAAUGAGCAACGCUGGGGCUUUCAAUACGGCUGUCGAUAUUAGACUCAAGCAUUGGACUGAAAAGGAAUUGUCAAAUUUGUCUGUUAAAGUCGGAUGGGAAAGUUUAGCUGAAGUGUUUAGGACACAAGUACUUGGCGAAGGUCACAAUCAAGGUAGACAGGAGCACGAUGCUAUAUUUGAUGACUUGAAAGGAGCUGUCAUUGAUCAGAUUCUGAAGGAACAUCAGUGGGAUAUGAAGGCUGUGGAUUAUUUGGUAUGUUUUUGUCUUAUUUUUUAUUUUUUAGGUAGUUUUAAAUCGAAUAAAUAUAGGUAACUUAAGAAUGCUACUUUUAUAGAAGGUGAUUCAAUUGAAUGCCAUCAGUGAUCCUAACAUACCUGACAGAAAGACAUGGGAAAGUGCAUGUAGAUUUAUGGGAGAAGCCGUUGAUCAAUACCUCGAGAAGACCAAGAAGACAUUGAGUGAAGCUAGAGGACCUGGGUUCUACGACAGAUGGGUAAAGUGGAAGAAUCCGUCUUAUGACAACAUUGUAUCAGAGAAUCUGCAGAAGGAGUUCAGACAGAUUCUUCAUCAGAAUGUCGUAAGUUUUUAGUUUUUGACUUUACUGUAAAGCUAUGGAUUUACACAUUUGUUGUUUUGUUUGAUUUAAAGUAUAUUUUUAGGAUCAAUUACCGGCAUUGAACGAAGAGGAUGUUACAGUAGUCAGACGUAAUUUAGAAGCAAAAGAACUGAAGGACGUGAGCAAGAACGUGAUGCUCAAGGAAUGGCAAUAUGUAUUUAGAGAAUUUUACUUGGAACGUCUGAAGCAAGCAAGUCAAGAGUGUAUGGGGUACUAUCAGCACUAUAAACAAGGAUUGGAACAGGAAGGAGAUCUCGACUGUCAAGCGGUAGCACUCUUCUACCGGAUUAAGAAGAUGCUGGAUCUAAGUUCGAAUGCCCUCAGGCAACAAGUCACAAAUACAGAACAGAGAAGAGUCGAGAAGGAAGUGAAAGACCUUCUGGAUGAUUGGUCUCAAGAUCAGAAUGCCAAGACUACUUACUUGACAGGGAAACGAGUCGAAUUGGCUGAAAACUUAAGUGAGUAUAACUGUCAUAAAUUUCAAGGGGUUCUAUUUAUUUUUUGUUCUACUUUCUAUCGUUAUAUAGGUUAUACAAAUUAAUGCCUAAUUUUACAUUUUUCAGAACGAGUACGAUAUAUUCAGGAGAAGUUGGAGGAAUUCAUGCACCGGUUGCACCAGGAGAAAAAAUAA
This is a messenger RNA of Bursaphelenchus okinawaensis, 3840 nucleotides long. The record is from the annotation of a GenBank genome assembly. NCBI's taxonomy places the organism in Eukaryota, Metazoa, Nematoda, Chromadorea, Rhabditida, Aphelenchoididae.